UUAGUCUAGUCUUCCUAUUAUUUCAGUUCGAAUGACUUUUAUUUUCAAAUAAAAAGGAUCAUGCUAUGAACGACGACGGUGACUUUGGUGCACCGAGGGCAAUGACAUCAGUGGCAGUGGCUGUUCACGGUGGAAGCAGUAGCCAACGCGCAGUAAGCUGGGCGAUGGAGAAUCUCAUGCCCCAGGCUGAUCGCUUCGUAUUGGUCCAUGUCAUGCCCAAAAUCACCUCUAUCCCCACUCCAUCUGGGGUUUGGAUUCCCGUGGCUGAACUGGACGCAAAUAUGGUUGCUUUGUAUGUUGAAGGGAUUAAAGCUAAGGUGGAAGAUGUUUUCAUUCCAUUUAAGAAGCUAUGCAAAACGAGACAGAUGGAAACUUUAAUUUUAGAGGGCAACGAUCCUGCAUCCACACUUCUAAAAUAUGUUUCUGAUGCAGGGAUUGAAUGCUUGAUUCUGGGUUCUUGUUCUUCAAAUUUUCUAACAAGGAAACUGAAGGGACCAGGGGUGCCAACAAGCGUUCUAAGUUGUACUGCCAACCCAUGUGAUAUUUAUGUUGUAUCGAAGAAGAAAAUAAUUACUAAAGCAACUAAUUCUUCAUCUAUUGAUGAGACUAGCUCUGCACACUGGGUUUAUACUCAAAGAGACAACAGAGAAGGGUUCAGUGGUUUGGAUGAACAGGUAUCCAGGUGUCGAUCUUUCUCAGUAGAGUCUCAAUUAAAGGAAGGUCUGGAUCUUAGCUACCUAAAUUCUGAAGCAUUUCAACAAAAGGGUUCUCCUGCCAAUUCUACUUUUCCAGAAAUAAAUCUCCAAAACUUGGAAAAUAGCCUUGAAAAUCUUACAUUAAAUGAAUGCGAUUAUGCAGAUUCUUUAGAUACUGACAAGUUAGAUUCACAGGAUGAGGUUUCACAUGUGCGCCAAGAAUUGCAAAAUACUAUUGCAAUGUAUAAAAGAGCUUGUGAAGAAUUGGUCCAUGCCCAAAACAAGGUUCAGUUAGUUUCCUCUGCAUGCCUGGAAGAAACACACAAAGUGAAUGCUGCCCUGGAAAGAGAAGAAACUUUAAAGAGAAUUGCCGCUGAAGAAAAAGCAAAACAUUUGGAAGCCGUUAAGGAGGUUGAGAGGGCAAGAGUUUUGCUUGCAAAAGAAGCUUAUGAAAGACAGAUUGCUGAAGUUAAUGCCCGUGAAGAGUCCUCAGAGAAAAGAAAGCUUGUUAAUGAACUCUUUUCUAAUGAUAAGAGGUACUUGAGAUACACUAGAAAUGAAAUAGAGAUAGCAACAGAUUUCUUCUCAGAGGCUAAUGUGAUUGGAGAAGGAGGUUAUGGAAAAGUCUACAAGUGCAGUCUUGAUCACAUUCCAGUAGCUAUUAAGGUUCUUCAGAAUGGUGCAGAUGAAAAGAAACAUGAAUUUUUGAAAGAGGUUGAAGUUCUAAGUCAGCUACACCAUCCGAACAUUGUAUUAUUGCUUGGAGCCUGUCCCGAGAGUGGUUGCCUAGUUUACCAAUAUAUGGAAAAUGGAAGCUUAGAUGACUAUAUCUACCAUCGUAAUGGAAAAUCACAACUUCCGUGGUUCAUAAGGUUUCGAAUAGCUUUUGAAGUAGCUUGUGGUCUUGCAUUCUUACACAAUGCAAAGCCAGAGCCCAUUGUUCAUCGAGACCUAAAACCAGGAAAUAUCUUGUUAGAUGGAAAUUAUGUAAGCAAAAUUGGGGAUGUUGGUCUGGCCAAGAUCAUAUCAGAUGUUGUGCCUGACAACAUCACAGAGUACAGAGACUCAAUUAUUGCUGGUACACUCUUCUACUUGGACCCGGAGUAUCAAAGAACUGGCACAAUCAGACCAAAAUCAGAUUUAUAUGCUUUUGGCAUCAUAGUUCUGCAAUUGUUGACAUCUCGUCAUCCGAAGGGGCUUCUUUCAAUGGUAGAGAAUGCAAUUCGGCGCGGUUCCUUUUUUGAUAUUCUAGAUAAGUCAAUUACAGAUUGGCCACUAGAAACAGAGGAAUUAGCUCGAAUUGCUCUGAAGUGCUCCAAUGUCAGAUGCAGAGACAGACCUGAUCUUGAGACUGAAGUUUUGCCUCUUCUCAAAAGAUUGGCUGAUCUUGCAAAUACUAGUGCAGAAGAAGAGAGGAACAACAUUCGUGCACUAAGCCACUAUUAUUGUCCAAUCCUUCAGGAAAUUAUGGAUGAUCCCCAUAUUGCUGCUGAUGGCUUUACCUAUGAGUACAGAGCAAUUAAGGCUUGGCUUGAGAAACAUAACGUGUCACCAAGUACAAGGCAAAAAUUUCAGCAUUCUAUGUUGAUUCCAGACCAUACAUUACGAUCAGCCAUAAAUGAUUGGAGGUCACAAGCCACAUUUGCGGGUAUCCAAACUAAAGGAGGAGGUGACGGUUGAACAGAGCACAACGACUUUCGUUGUCCCUUGAAUUUGGUAUUUUGCAUUAAGUUUGCCUUGGUAGUUGGUACUGAGAAGAGAAGCGUAUAUAUGAAAAAAGAGCUUCUCAUGUACAUGUUGUGAACUUGCUAGUUUACCGUGCGUAAUAGGCAUUGCCUCUGAAUAUACAUCCAAAUGUUCCAAGAGUAAAUUCUUGUAUUUUUGUAAUACAGUAUAUAACCUAUGGUACAUUACAGAUGUGUCAAUUUUGUUAUAUGGUAUAUAAUAUAUUCUCUUCCUCUA
Molecule: messenger RNA, 2657 nt
Organism: Humulus lupulus (European hop)
Lineage: Eukaryota; Viridiplantae; Streptophyta; Magnoliopsida; Rosales; Cannabaceae
Product: U-box domain-containing protein 34
Exons: 9
Coding region: 66-2375 (769 amino acids)
Biological process (GO): protein ubiquitination; protein phosphorylation
Molecular function (GO): ATP binding; ubiquitin-protein transferase activity; protein kinase activity
Source: RefSeq, a predicted model, not a curated record